Molecule: messenger RNA, 2806 nt
Organism: Callithrix jacchus (white-tufted-ear marmoset)
Lineage: Eukaryota; Metazoa; Chordata; Mammalia; Primates; Cebidae
Gene: LSMEM2
Product: leucine rich single-pass membrane protein 2
Source: RefSeq, a predicted model, not a curated record
AUACGCAUCCUCACACGACCUUCUGGAACCUUCUACCCUUGUAGAGAUGGGAGCGGGGGAGGACCAAAACCGUGCAUUGUGCUACACGCUCUAGAUGUGGUUCUCAGUGUACACUGCCAGGGAGGAGCCAUUGUUAUUCUCACUUCACACAGCAAACUGAGUUCAGAGAGGGAGAUCCUUUACUUAAGGUUGUAAGCUUAGUAACAGAUGAACCAGCCUCCAGCCUAGGUCCCCCCACUGGCCAGCAUGGGUGCUGUGUGUCUAUCUGCCCACUUGUGAGGCUAUCAGAGCCCUCAUGGCAUCAGGCUCCAGUUGUCCAUCACCCUCUAUAUAAGACACACACAGUAGUACUGUGUGCUAGCAAGUCACACAGUGGAGGCUGUCUCGUGUUUGCUGAGAGGAGAGAUGACUGGGCUAUGGGUAAGGGUCUGCAGGGUGGAGGGGUGGCUGAGUAGAGAUGCACAGGGGUCCCUUGUAUGUCUUGUCUGACACAUGGGGCCUUGCUGAGCCUGGGGGCUCAUUCUGGGUUUAUGGGGGAGGUGUGGGUCACCUUGAAGGUCCCUGGGCACCUGGACUAGUGGAGGCAGGCUCCUGUCUGGCUCCCUCUCCAGGUAGAUAGUCUAGGCAGGCCCACGUGGAUCACUCUGCCCCUUCCCAUGGCUGAGGGCUGCCCCCUCUAAAUAUAGCCCUUUGGGCUGAGCUCAGGACUAUUUUAGGCCAAGGCUGGGAGGCAGCCAGGCUUUCCCCGGGCUCUCAGAGGAGCCACUGCUGUCUUUGUCCAGUCCUGCUACUGGAUGCCAUCAUCGGCCUCUGACUGCCCACUGCUUGCCAUGCCUGAGGAGACCCAAGAAGACUCCGUGACACCAGUGAUGCCCAGCCAGAGGAGCAGCGGGGCACUGGCCCCCAACCAUGUGCAGGAGGUGCGCCUGCACCCUGUGGAGUCCAUCAGCGACCUACACAGCGGAGCAGGCACACUGCGCCCCUAUCUGACUGAAGGGGCACAGCCGUGGGAUGAGCUGCUGGGCGUUUUGCCACCGUCGCUGUGUGCCCAGGCUGGCUGCAGUCCUGUGUACAGACGAGGGUUCCUGCUGCUGCUUGUGCUGCUGGUGCUCACCUGCCUGGCACUUGCACUCCUGGCUGUCUACCUGAGUGUGCUGCAGAGUGAAUCCCUACGCAUCCUGGCACACACACUGCACACACAGGAGGAGACACUACUCAAACUCCGCCUGGCCAGCCUCAGCCAGUUUCGGAGGCUCAACUCCAGUGAGGCCCAAGCAGCACCCAGCUGAUGCCACUUGGAUCUGGGGCCUCGGGGUGUGUGUUGGGAGGAAUAAAGUGGCUAUGGGCAGGUCUCUUCUUCCCUACUGCUGGCUGCCACAUCUACAUUAUUUCCUUGGUGAGAUUUUUGUGUAAGAGCCUGAUACUUGGCUGGGCGCGGUGGCUCAUGCCUGUAAUCCCAGCACUUUGGAAGGCCGAGGCAGGUGGAUCACGAGGUCAAGAGGAUCGAGACCAUCCUGGUCAACAUGGUGAAACCCCAUGUCUACUAAAAAUACAAAAAUUAGCUGGGCAUGGUGGCGCGUGCCUGUAAUCCCAGCUGCUCAGGAGGCUGAGGCAGGAGAAUUGCCUGAUCCCAGGAGGCAGAGGUUGUGGUGAGCUGAGAUUGUGCCACUGCACACCAGCCUGGGUAACAAGAGCAAAACUCUGUCUCAAAAACAAAACCAGGCCGGGCGCGGUGGCUCACGCCUAUAAUCCCAGCACUUUGGGAGGCCGAGGCAGGUAGAUCACGAGGUCAAGAGAUGGAGACCAUCCUGGUCAACAAGGUGAAACCCUGUCUCUACUAAAAAUACAAAAAUUAGCUGGGCACGGUGGUACGCGCCUGUAGUUCCAGCUACUUGGGAGGUUGAGGCAGGAGAAUUGCUUGAACCCAGGAGGCGGAGGUUGCGGUGAGCUGAGAUCAUGCCAUUGCACUCCAGUCUGGGUAACAAGAGCGAAACUCCGUCUCAAAAAAAAAAAACAAAAAAAGAACCUGAUACUGAUUUCACAGCUCCCUGCCUCUCCUGAUCUCUUCAAGAUAGGCCUAGCCAAGCCUCUGGUGCCAAAGCUUUGUUCUGGGUGACCCAAGGUCAAGGGAAGGUGCACCAGCCUCCUGGCUCCUCCUGUGGCCUGUCAGCACUCUCUGGCCAUCCCCAGAUGGCAGGUUCUGAAGUCUAGAAAUAGCUGCCCCUACGGCAGUCACCAAACUCUGCCAGGCCUCCCAGUGGGGGUCCAGCCUCAGCUAUCAAAGACAGGUUGGGCUCUGAGUGGGGGGAGAGGCGCCACCUGGGGGAGCCUUGGAGGGCAAAUGUGACAUGGGGGAAGACCCAGUUGGGCCCAAGUAUGUGGUGGUAGAUAGACAGGGAGAGAGAAGAGAAAAAUACUCGGGGUUAAGACCAUAGAAGGCUGAGCAUUCUGUUUAAUAUCUCUAAUAAUACUUAAAAAAAUCAGCACACAAAUCCAUUCCAAGUAGCUUUGCCUCCCCACCUGCUGUGGUGGCAUUUGUCCAGAUGCCACCACCCACCUAAGAGUGGGUCAUCCUAGGGGAGCAAGGCCUGAGAAAGAAAAGGAAGGGAAAGGUCCCCUAGUGCCUGCCCCACAGCCCUGGGACAGGCACAUAUUUAGCCUGGCCUGAGACAGGGUAGGAAGAGGCCACAGGGCUGAAUGCAGGGACAAAGGAGCCAGGGUCCCAAGUGUCUGGGCCCCCAGCUGCCCACCCCAUGUCUGUUUUUGGUUUUUUCAUUAAAAAAAUAAAGUGACAAAUACUGGUGGA